UCUUUCUCUCGUUUGCUUUAGGUUCCGCAGCACCAAAAAGAUGUUUUUUUAUUUUUUUUUUAAGAUGGUGGUUGUGAACCCCACACUUCGUGUUUCAUCAUCAUUUCAAGCUUCUUAUCUGAAGAGCCUGCGAUUAGAGGGAGGACAGAAGAGGCUGCGAUUGUAGGUCGAUCUGCUGCCAUAUCUGUUGUGCGUCGAAACCAUUGAUGAGGAUGAAGGUUUGCUAUGAGACGCGGUAGGGCUUUUUUCCUCCGAUUGCAUCGUCUCAUUCAUCUAUCUCUGCUCCGAAGCUGCUCCGUUGCAAUGGUGAUGUGCGUAUAAACUGGACCCUUGUUACUGCCAAAGGAACCACACUGAAAAGUGGAAGAGAUAGAUUAAAGUUCAUGAUCCUGGAAAUGUGGAGUUGAAGGGUGAUGAACACUUUGAACAUGGAAGUACAGUUCAAGGUUCACAAUCCACAGUGAUUGGUUCCCUUGAAAGUCAGAUGCUACUCUCAUUUGUUUUUUAAUUCCUUGAAGAUAAAUCAUCAAUGAAUGAUGUUCUUUGAGAUGAUAGGGAUGUGCCUAUAAUCGUCAUAUUUCAUGAGAACCUCAGGAACUUUCGGUAGCAGGCACAGCCGUGUCCCAUCAGUAUCAUCAUCAUCUGUAUCUUCUUCACUGCCAUGGAUAUCUCCCCUUAAAUUAGCAAAACCUCUAGAACCUAAACUAGACCCUCCUCCUGAAACCAGUGGCACUCCCCCCGAAUCUCGGAAGAAACACAAAUAUAUAUCUCAUGAAUCUGCCAUCAACUUGAUCAAACGAGAAAAAGACCCACAACAUGCCUUGAAAAUAUUUAAUAUGGUAUCAGAACAAAAGGGAUUUAAUCACAACAGUGCUACAUAUGGAAUAAUACUCGAAAAGCUUGCUCAGUCAAAGAAGUUCCAGGCUGUUGACCGGGUUCUGCAUCAAAUGACCUAUGAAACUUGCAAGUUUCAUGAGGGUAUAUUCAUUAACCUCAUGAAGCAUCUUUCAAAAUCCUCCUUACAUGAAAAAGUGCUUCAGAUAUUUUUCUCCAUUCAGCCAAUCGUUCGGGAAAAGCCCUCGCCCAAAGCCAUUAGCACUUGCCUCAAUCUCCUGGUUGAUUCGAAUCAGGUUGAUUUGGCACGGCAAUUGCUUUUGCAUGCCAAGAGGAGUCUUACACAUAGGCCGAAUGUCUGCAUAUUUAACAUCUUAGUGAAGUACCACUGCAAAAAUGGGGAUCUUGACUCUGCAUUUGAAGUUGUAGAAGAAAUGAAGAACUCCAAGUCAUCCUAUCCCAAUUUAAUUACAUACUCAACCCUAAUGGAUGGCCUAUGCCAAAAUGAAAGGCUUAAAGAAGCUUUUGAGCUUUUUGAGGAAAUGGUCUCAAAGGAUCAGAUUGUACCUGAUCCCUUGACUUAUAAUGUUUUGAUCAACGGAUUUUGCCGUGGAGGUAAACCUGAUCGUGCUAGAAAUAUAAUCGAAUUCAUGAAAAGCAACGGAUGCCAUCCUAACAUUUAUAAUUACUCAGCCCUGGUGAAUGGAUUAUGUAAAGUAGGGAAACUGCAAGAGGCAAAAGGGGUUUUGGAUGAGAUGAAGAGCUCAGGCUUGAAACCGGAUGCAGUUAGCUACACUGCCUUGAUUAAUUUCUGUUGUAGGAACAAGCGAAUUGACGAGGCUCUAGAGUUGCUUGAAGAAAUGAAGGAAAAUUCAUGCCGGGCUGAUACUGUUACAUUCAACGUAAUACUUGGAGGCCUGUGCAGAGAAGAAAGAUACAAGGAGGCUUUGGAUAUGCUCGAGAGACUUCCGCUCGAGGGCAUCUAUAUGAACAAAGGUAGUUACAGGAUUGUGCUGAAUUGUUUAACCCAAAGAGGUGAGUUGAAGAAGGCAAAGGAAUUAUUAGAUCUAAUGCUUGGUAGGGGGUUUGUACCCCAUUAUGCUACCUCAAAUGAAUUAUUGGUUCAACUUUGUAAGGCUGGGAUGGUUAAUGAUGCUGCUAUGGCACUCUUUGCCUUAGUGGAGAUGGGAUUCCAGCCAGGAUCUGAUUCCUGGGGGCAUUUGAUUGACCAAAUUUGCAAAGACAGAAAACUGUUGUAUGUUUUUGAGCUGCUUGAUGAGCUUGUGAUAUCAAAUUCAUGAUACUUAUAAUUUA
Molecule: messenger RNA, 2148 nt
Organism: Arachis duranensis
Lineage: Eukaryota; Viridiplantae; Streptophyta; Magnoliopsida; Fabales; Fabaceae
Product: pentatricopeptide repeat-containing protein At5g18475
Exons: 4
Coding region: 582-2135 (517 amino acids)
Molecular function (GO): protein binding
Source: RefSeq, a predicted model, not a curated record